AUGACCCUGAACCAGCCUCUCAGACGCUUCUCACUUGCUAUUGAGACAAAGUUACCUCCCCAACAUACUACGCCACUGUCCUCGCCGGUUGUGGUGUCCUCUGAGUUAUCCCCUCAGCAGCCCACAUCAUCGGCUUCGUUUGCAUCCAUCUCCACGGUUUCGUCGGCGAAUUCCGCCUCAGCCCAUGACUUCUUUGCCCUUCCGGAGCGGCAAUCGAACAAACCUCUUAACGGAUAUCUUAUGUGCAAUGCAUCCUCAUCCACCUCUUCGGUCGAUUCCAUGGGGGACGAUGAUAGCUGUUGCCCGCUAAGAUCGCACGGCCGUACCGCCCCCCUCGAGACGAACGAGAAGGCGCAUUUCUUGCUCUUUGGAUCCACAAACGAGGAAGACGAAGAACCUAAAGAAGAGAUUUUAGACCGAAGGAGUAGCACUGAUAGUGAAAAGUCUAAACAAAGGCAUCACUUUCGUAGAUCGUCCACGGCGAUCAAGUUCCAUGAUCCAGUUUUUCUCAAGUUUGGUUCCUAG
Messenger RNA from Babjeviella inositovora NRRL Y-12698, 525 nucleotides. RefSeq lists its product as uncharacterized. Lineage: Eukaryota; Fungi; Ascomycota; Pichiomycetes; Serinales. The transcript has a single exon. Bases 1 to 525 code for a protein of 174 amino acids. The record is from RefSeq and is a predicted model, not a curated record.